Messenger RNA from Phymastichus coffea, 1555 nucleotides. RefSeq names its product RING finger protein 37. Gene Ontology annotation, biological process: protein polyubiquitination. NCBI's taxonomy places the organism in Eukaryota, Metazoa, Arthropoda, Insecta, Hymenoptera, Eulophidae. The transcript is spliced from 2 exons. Gene Ontology annotation, molecular function: ubiquitin-ubiquitin ligase activity; ubiquitin protein ligase binding. The record is from RefSeq and is a predicted model, not a curated record. Bases 132 to 1526 code for a protein of 464 amino acids. Gene Ontology annotation, cellular component: nucleus.
UGGAGUAGCAGUCACCAAAAGAAAAACGUAAAUAUUGCUGAAGAGCUUGGAGAUUUUUAAUUGAGUGACGAAAAAGUUUAGGGUUAUGAUUAUAAUAAAUUAGUGCAUACUGUUCCAAACAUAAGUAAAUAAUGCUGGUAAAUUUCUGUGAUAGUAGUUUGAGAACAGAUAUAACAUGUAGUACAGUAAGUACUGAAGGUUACGAGGCAGAGAACCUCAUAAAUAAUUCAGAAAAAGGCUUUUUAGCAUAUGCAUGCAUCAAACCUCCUGUGUCAAUAGACUUCUCUUUCAUCUGCAAUGUUCAAAUUAGUCAUGUCAUUGUUUGGCCUCAAAUUGGUGCACAAAAAUCUUCCGGGUUUCAGCUGUCAGUCAAAUCAACUGAUAGCAGUAAUCAACCAUUUAUUGAUGUUUCCUCUGCCUUUCUUCAAAAAACAGAUACUGGGCUAUUAUUUUACAGAAGAGACAUUACAAAUUAUACAGAAAUUACAUUACCAAAUACGUUUUUGAAAAGAUAUAUUAAGACUGCAAAUGUUGUGAACUAUGCAAAUGUUUUACGUCUUAGAAUAAUCAAAACUGAUAAUUCAGUUCCUGCUUUAAGCAAAAUUGAAAUUUGGGGAACAGUUUCUCCUAAAUGUGGAAAAGAUGUAGCUUCUAAUGUUAUGGCAUUAUGGAUGAAUCGACACAAUUCCUUAUCUGCUUCUCAAAUUUCUGUCCAUUCCACCGAUUAUAAAAAUCAAGAAAGUAAUAGAGGAAAGGAACAUAAUAACUUGCUUAAUGUACCAGAAGAUUUUUUAGAUCCUAUAACUUUUGAAAUAAUGACCCAACCAAUAGUUUUGCCUAGUGGUAAAAUAAUUGAUCAAAUGACUUUAGAGAAACAUGGACAGACAGAAGCUAUUUGGGGUAGGCCAGUUUCGGAUCCAUUCACAGGAAUAAGAUUUUCUGAAACACGUAAACCAGUAGCUGCUUUCUCUUUGAAAGCAAGAAUCGAUAAGUUUUUAUUAGAAAAUAGCAACUCUGAUGAAGUAAAGCAAUUACCUCGUGUAUUAGGUUCAAAAGUAGUUCAACAAAGGGAAAAUGUAAAAUUGAUAACUUGUCAAAAUGUCAAAGCUGUAAAUAUUGUAAGUACCAGUAAGAAUAACCAUGAUGCUGGCUUGAAAAAGAGAUUAGCAGCUAUAGAAGAAAAUAGUUGCAAUAAUAUCAAAAGAUCGUUUUAUGGACACUCAUUGCCAGUAGCAUCUGUAAGAAUCUCUACUGGUCAAAUUGCUAUUCAAAACAAAUCAAAAUCAAUAAUGAAAAAGCAGGAAAUAGCUAAACAGAAUGCUGUUGUUGAAGAAAAAUUAAAUUCAAGUAUUAAACUUAAUAGUGCAUUGACUUGUAAAUGCUGUACAAAUAGUAUAUUUUAUAAAUUACCAUGUGAUCAUGUUAUUUGUAGACAAGCUCUGUUAUCUCUUGAAAGCAAUAAAUGUGCUUUCUGCAAUAGAGAAUUUGAAAGAAGUGAUCUUCAAAGGUUUCACUUACAUGGCUAAUGUAAAUAAUGCUCCAUUUUGGUACUGAU